Oncorhynchus gorbuscha (pink salmon) is the source of this 5354-nucleotide messenger RNA. RefSeq names its product potassium voltage-gated channel subfamily G member 3-like. Gene Ontology annotation, biological process: potassium ion transmembrane transport; protein homooligomerization. The transcript has 2 exons. The record is from RefSeq and is a predicted model, not a curated record. Gene Ontology annotation, molecular function: delayed rectifier potassium channel activity. The coding region runs from base 296 to 1594 and encodes 432 amino acids. Gene Ontology annotation, cellular component: voltage-gated potassium channel complex; membrane. NCBI's taxonomy places the organism in Eukaryota, Metazoa, Chordata, Actinopteri, Salmoniformes, Salmonidae.
UACAGGCGCUCAGAACACCAUGACGUGCGCAAGGAGUCAGGUGCAAACGGCGAGUGCGCUCGGUUGCAUGGUCUUCACGAUAACUCCAGUCGGUCAGAUCUCUCUCAGAAGGAUAAUAACAAAAGAAAGCUAAUAAUAGCGGCCAAACACUUUGACGACGUAUUGACUCCUAUAUUGGACUUAGAGAGGGAUAAAGCAUGAUGGUUGUAUAAGGAACGGGUGCCUUUUGGCGCUGUAUAAAUCGCAGAAGGUGCCUUUUUUCAGUACUUUACAAACACCUGUCAACAAUUGGAAGAUGAAGUUUGGGAAGAGCAUCUGUAUCCUUAAUGUGGGUGGCACAAAAUAUGCGUUCCCUAAGGAUGUGAUAAAGGAUUUCCCUCUGAGCAGAGUGAGCCGUUUGCACAAAUGCGCAUCGGAGAAAGAAGUACUGGAAGUGUGUGACGACUACGAUCGGGAACGGAAUGAGUUUUUCUUCGAUAGGCACUCCGAGGCUUUUUGUUUCAUCAUGCUGUACGUGAAGUACGGGAAGCUACGGUUCGUCCCGCAGAUGUGCGAGCUAUCAUUCUAUAACGAAAUGAUUUACUGGGGGCUGGAGAGCUCACACUUGGAGUUUUGCUGCCAGCGGAGACUGGACAAUAAGAUGUCCGACUCGUACAUUCAUUUCUCCGAGGAGGAAGUCAAACUCGAGGAAGAGUUGAAGGGCGAGAAUUUGGUGACUCGCGUGGUCACGGAGAGAGAGGGGUCCAAGUGGCUGGAGAGAAUGAGAAGUACUUUUGAGGAGCCGACUUCAUCAGUCGCAGCACAAAUCCUGGCCUCAGUGUCCGUUAUAUUUGUUUUAGUGUCCAUGGUGAUGCUUUGUGUGAGUACUUUGCCAGAUUGGAAAACCGCUGAGAACAACAGCGUGGAGGAACACCGGUACAAUCCCGACUCUUUAGAGCAUCCAUCCGGGAUCAUCGAGGCUGUGUGUAUCGGCUGGUUCACCGCUGAGUGCAUUGUGCGCUUCAUCGUGUCGCGGGACAAGUGCGAGUUUGUCAAACGGCCCCUCAACAUCAUCGACCUACUGGCCAUUACACCCUACUACAUCUCCAUCUCCAUGACGAUGCUGACAGGGGAGAACUCCCAGCUUCAGCGGGCGGGCGUCACCCUGCGUGUUCUGCGCAUGAUGCGCAUCUUCUGGGUGAUCAAGCUUGCCCGACACUUCCUGGGCCUGCAGACUCUGGGGCUAACGCUGAGUCGCUGCUACCGGGAAAUGGUGAUGCUGCUGCUGUUUAUCUGCGUGCCUAUGGCCAUCUUCAGUGCUCUAGCCCAGCUGCUGGAGCAUGGCCUGGACCUGGAGUCGCCGAAUGAGGACUACGCCAGCAUUCCAGCCGCCUGCUGGUGGGUUAUUAUCUCCAUGACCACUGUGGGCUAUGGAGACAUGUACCCCAUCACUGUGCCUGGGCGAGUGCUGGGUGGCCUGUGCGUGGUGAGCGGCAUCGUGCUCCUGGCACUGCCCAUCACCUUCAUCUACCACAGCUUUGUGCAGUGCUACCAUGAGCUCAAGUUCCGCUCUGCCCGCUGCACGCGAAGCCUGUCCGCAGAGUUUCUCGAUUGAGGGAUCCCUGAUGUCGCUACUCCCCCUGAUAACUCUUCAGAGACCUCCAUCCACCCUGGAAGUGUGCAUCGAUCGGAAACAUGACCUCUGUCAUUGGUCUCACACUUUAUUUAACGCAUUUUGUUGAUUUAUCCCUCGUCUUGGACCAUUAGUAUGAGGGGUUAUGUGUUUUGAGGUUUGCAUAUAGCACAGCCUUCUUCAAUAGUCAAUUCCAAAUAGGAAGUAACGGAACCCGAUGGGGACAAGGACUGUUUCCACGGCUGCCAUGGUGACAGUGGUGUUCGGGGCAGAUGUCCCUGACAGGAUGUCAUCGUUGGAGGGCAGCUGGAUUGUGUCAGACCAGACAGAGGCCUUCAUAUUACUGUGGAUUAUACAGAAUUUAGCCAGUCUCACAGUACAACCUUCUUCUCACAUGGCGACAUGCCACAAAAGAGAUUUGAGUUUUAAUGCAAUUUUCAAUCCCACACUUCUGGCAAUGUCACAGUGUGAGGAUGGAAGGUAACAUUUCUCUUCUCUUUCAUCGAUCAUUUAUUUCUAGUGUUCCUGUGGCCAGUCAGUGAACAACAAUGCAUUACCAAGAACCAAAGCGUAUGAGUACAGUGAACACUGUUCCCUUUAAUCUUUCACUUCAACGCUCACGCUUCCCCUUUUAUUUUGCGUAGGCAAACCUGACAAAUAUAAAAACACAACACUUUGUGAAUUUGAAUGAGCCCAUUUACAACUCAAACAAGGUCCCAUUCUAAACCUAUUAACCAUUCCACCUGAAAGCCAAACCAAUGCAAUGUGGUUUUGAAAGGUAUUUUUCGCAGAAACCAAGAAAGGGGGUGGGAGGGGUUGAACAAGAAAGAGUACAGUACCGUAUGGGUCUGUCAGCUCAGCUGUGUAGGCAGGUCUUUAAUGUGGAACACGGAGCCACAGAGCGAGAGUGUGUCAUGGAGAAACUGGUGGUUCGGCUGACAUCACACAGUGCAGUAAGGAGAGCGCUGCGGGUCUUCUGACUAGAGGAGUGGAACCAUUUGUGGCUGGUGUCAAAACCUUGGUAGCCUCUUCCUGUCAGAACAUAGGCACUCGGCACAACCACCACAGCCUUGGUAGGCACUCCUCUCAAUGUUGUUGUCUGGCCCACCCGCUUCUCCUCGACACUCUGUCGACGCCAUGUUUGGGUGGCUUGUGUGACGCAUUCGGCCUCCUUUCCUGCCCGAGUGAAUUUGGGUGUCUCUGAAAAGCUUUUAUCAUGCCUUCACUACUUUCUUUCGUGGGGAAUUGGGAAAGGGGUCAUCGUGUGUUCUCUUCAUAUCAGCCGGCUUCAGGCUACACUACCUGUUAUCACUAACAAGCACCAUCUCUGUUUUUCCCAGAUUGUGCAUAGAUGUGUUUGCUCUAGGACUGGGUUUUCGUGUUCGCUAACAGAAUCUGUAAAUGUAAUAUUGUAAAGGGUUUGCUCUCUGAAAAAAAAACAAUCUGUUCUUGACCUCAUUUUAUCUGAAUUCUAUUUUCAACCAAAGCAGUUUUAUAUCUUCCAGAAGCACUUUUUACAGUAGGAGCAGAAAAUUAAAGUUCAUCAAGGUAACGAUUAAUGUAUAUGAGUGUUAUUGUCAGCGUGCUCUAUUUGAUGUGAUAGAUAUUUACUGCGGGGACUCACAGUCUAAUUGUACUAGUGACGCUGGUUCUUUUGACACAGAUUUAGUUCCUUUGCUUUGUCCUCAGUGUUAUAGUUUCCACUAGCUGCAGACAGCCCCAUCUGCUCUCUCUGAUCUACCCCCGCUUUCACUUGGCUGUUUUCCAAACCCAGUAGUCACAAUGCUUUAACUGUGUGGAAUGUUGAUAGGAUAUGAUUGAUUAAAACUGUUAUUUCAGAACUUUGGGCAUCAGGGUCUUGGAAGAAGAGAAAAAUUGACUAGACUUAAUCGACUUUGAAAAUGUUAGAUUUGCAUUUAUAUUAGUAUGCAGGGUGGUGUUGUUCAGAGGUAUUGGAAGAAUUGUAUUGCAAGAGCCUGUCAUCUAAGCAUUCCUUCCUAUUCUCACUACAACUUCCCUGGAGGAAAACCAAUUUCAUUAAAACUUCAACAACUCCCAACAGGGGGAAUUUGCAAUUCCAACGGCCAUAAUAUCUCAAUGCCGACGAUGAACUCAAACCAACAGGUGCAAUAUCACAGAGAGUAAACAACUUGAGUAUUCACUUUGAGAAUGUGAGCAAACAAUGAGUUUUGAACAAGAAGGGAGCUGGCAGCAACAUGUCGCCUAUCUCUGUAAGAGCCUCCUUACCAACAGAAAUAAUUUCCUAUCACUUACUCUUGUCAUCCUUCACACGACAAACAUGGUAUAUUAUCUCUGCUCUGGUUUAUAAACUCAUAGAAAGUCACAUUGCUCCACAGCAUUUAGGACUUGUAUAUCUGACCAGCCUACUUUUCCUUGACAUAAAUCCACAUCAAUCAGUUCUCCCUGGAUUCUACUCCAAUUUAGUGCAAAAUUUCCACCACAUUCAUCAGGGAUUCUAACUGCUACAGGGGUAACUGAGACUCUUAACACCAUUGAUGGGACCACAGGCUGGAGAUUCUCUAACCAUAUUCUGUCCCUCUUCUUCUUCGUCUAUCUUUCUGUCUGCCUGGCUCUUUUUUCUUCUUUCCCUCUCUCUCAGACACACACACACACACACACACACACACACACACACACACACACACACACACACACACACACACACACACACACACACACACACACACACACACACACACACACACACACACACACACACACACACACACACACACACACACACACACACACACACACACACACACACACACACAAAGGUGAGCGUUUUGUGAGUGGUUCUUCUCUUGGAGAGCUCCAUUUUAAUAACAUGGGUAAACAAGAGAGUGGAUUUCACUUGUGUUUUGCCAAUCCAAACUGCACAUAGGUAUAAUGAAAAGUCAGAAAGGUCAUCAUAAAUGACAUUAUGAAUAAAUCAAUUGACACACAAAAAGGGGAUUAUAAAUCAGGCAAUAAAAACUCAUUUGAGAAGAUUAAACAUUGUUCACUGGUAAUGAAAUCAUUGUGUGACCUAUUUAAUGUCUGUCUGACUGACACCCUGUCACUUGUGACAGCGCUCUUCUCAAUUAAAUACUCAAAUAGUCCAUGCCCCACUCAGUGCAAUCUUGAUAUUUGGACCAGGACAAUAUUAUGUGAGUAUCUCUGUCUUCAGGACUGAAACUGAAAAUGAACUGUUCUGGAAAAGUUACUGUUGUGUUGAGGAUCAGGAAUAAGGCAAUUGGAUGUUGUUUGGAACAAAUGUUGUAUUUCUAAAAUCAGUUUUUCAGAAUAAGUGCAGAAUAUUUGCACGGCUCUUAAACCCUUUAGGACAGAUUUCUAUGCUCACGGUGGAUGUAGUUGGGGCAAAAGUGGGCCCACAUGUGUUACAAUGGAAAUAAUUCAAGAGAAAAAUACCUAAUUAUUAUUUGAAAAGUUUGUACAUUUUCUACAAGACUUAACAUAUGACUUAUACUCACAUAAAUAGAGGACCUGCUACUUCUGGAUACUGUACUUUGUUACACCCAAACACCUUAUGUGGGCAUCUCUAGCUUAUUGCUGCUUCAAUAGAAUGUACAAGUGCAACCGUGUAUAUAUCUCUUGAAGAAAUGGUUGUGUUUCUGCGAGCCAUAGUUUUUCCCCCUUAUUUUUUAUGGAACCAGCUAUUUUGUAUAGAGCUUAUGUUGUUUACAGAUAGAUUUGUUGUAUUUAAAUAAAGAAAAUCUAA